Molecule: messenger RNA, 273 nt
Organism: Cladophialophora psammophila CBS 110553
Lineage: Eukaryota; Fungi; Ascomycota; Eurotiomycetes; Chaetothyriales; Herpotrichiellaceae
Exons: 1
Coding region: 1-273 (90 amino acids)
Source: RefSeq, a predicted model, not a curated record
AUGGCGGCCCAAACGUCCAUCACCUUCUCAAACUCCACUCAACCUGGUCCGCCCCUCUCGAUCCCCCUUUCCAAACCCCCCAAGGAUGUACACGGCUCCGAGACCUCCACACCGGGCCGCGAAGCCUCCCUCAUUCUUCUCGAGGCUGUCCCAGCCCACGAAGGCAACAUCGCAACCUUCCUGCGAGACAUCAACAACGGCGUCAACCAGGAACCCGGCACGGAUCCUUGGCUCGAUACCCGCUUCUCCAAGACCAGCUUCGCCAUCUCCUGA